UAGGCUUAACACCUCCUUGUUGGGGGGGUGUUUUGCCGUGUGACUGAGGAGUGGGUGUAUGUUUUGGCUGCUGAAUUUUCGCCUGGACCUUUUUCCAGAUCCUUAGGAACCAUGUUUUUAGGCCUACUGCGAUUCCCAGCCGCGCCUUGCAGUGCAGCGCUGAGGAGUAGCAUCAAAGCAGCAGGCGCAGUAGAAGUAGUCAGGGUAGCGGGAGCAGGAAACAGCAGAUGUAAAGCCACGAUGGCAGCAGGAGCCCUUCCUGCUGAGCCGCUCCAAGUCAGUGAAAUUCCCGGCCCGAGGCGAUGGCCUGUGGUAGCGUGUAUGCCAUACAUCCUCACCCACAAAGAGUAUCAGAAAGUUCGUAUACACAAGUUGUGGGAUGCUUGCGUGCGUGAGUUCGGUCCCAUAUUCAGGCUGGACAUGCCGGGACAAGCACCCACUGUGUUCAUCUCUGAGCCUAAUGACAUCGAGCAUGUAUUGAAAAGUACAGCCAAGAAUCAACAGAGGGACCUGUUCAGUUCUUUGAAAUACGUUAGAGAUUCACAUGAGUUCUUUAAGAAGGACAAAUCCGGCAUUAUGUCUGAGCAGGGGGACGAAUGGUGGCGGGUGCGCAGGCGCGUCCAGCCGUACACAGCCAAACCGAAGAACGUGGAACUGUACCUUCCGCAGAUGGACCAAGUGAUGCUAGACUUCACUAAAAGCUGGGCAUCUUUAAGAGACGAAAUUAACGAGCUGCCCGACGACUUCGAUCAGGAGCUCUACUGCUGGGCGCUCGAAACCCUGGGCCUAGUGGUGUUCAACAAGCGGCUCGGGUACCUGCAAGGCAACUCCGAAGUGAAGACGAUCGUCGAGAUGGCCAGGGCGAUCUUCUCGUAUGUCCAGGACCUGGAGGUGUCCUCGCCGCAGUGGUGGAGGCUGGUGACCACCCCGAAGUUACGGAAUCUGAGGAAGACGCAUGACACUCUGCUACGCUUUGUGCAAUCGUCCGUGGCGGCGGUGGAGGCGGAACUCGACGCCCGCGGCCCUGAGGUAGACGGGCUCACCCUCGUGGAAAUGCUGCUCCUCGACCCCGAGCUGUCCCGCGAGGAUGCCCAUGCCUACCUCAUGGACCUGCUCACGGCCGGGAUUGACGCGGUUGCGAUAAAAGCGGCUUUCGUGCUGACGCUUCUAGCUCAGCAUCCAGAGAAACAGCAGAAAGUCCAUGAGGAGUUGGACGCGGUGCUUGGGGACGGGGCGCAGCCUCUGACUCCACAGCACAUCGCCAAACUCAGGUACACAAAGGCCUGCGUGAAGGAGGUGCUCAGGAUUUCUUCACCUUCAUCAAUAACUUCCAGACAACUUGUGGAAGAUACAGUUAUAUGUGGUUACCUCGUGCCAAAGGGGUUCAACGUGAAUCUGCUGCUGCGUCCGGCUGGCAUGAAGGAGGAGUACUUCGCCCGAGCCGCAGAGUUCGUGCCCGAGCGGUGGCUGCGCGGUCAGCCUCUAGGGCCCAUCAAUCCUUACUCCUCAAUGCCCUUCAGCCUCGGCGUCCGAAGCUGCGUUGGUCGCAGGCUCGCUGAGCAACAGACCUACACGCUUCUUGCCAGGUUGCUGCACAAGUACCGACUGGAGUGGCAUUACGGUCCGCUCAACCCACUAAUGGUCUUUACCCUCAUCCCAGACAAGCCUCUGCGACUGAAGAUGAUCGAGCGCAGAGUCUAAAUAAUUCUAAGGAAAAUAAUAGGCCUACUUAGAACCGCUCAGAAGAAUGGCGGACAUCAAUGAGAAUGGGGCUAAAGGCAUAUAUGAUGUGUGAAGAAAAUAGAUACACUAAUGGUUAUGUAGAGAUGAGGGAACAAAUGUUUGUUGUUCUAUUCUUAGUUUAAUUUCGUCUAACAGUUUCAUAAGACGUUCAAACUAUUACGGGAAUCGUUGUGUUGAUGUGUAUGCGUUUGUCAUUUACUUCGAUCGCUUAUAAGUUUUUGCCCUUUUCUUAUAAAUUAUACGUCAUAUGGUGAUCACGUGACCUAAAUCUUUCGAUACGUUUGUGUUGUGUAUUUGCUUGAAGUUAUAAUAAACUUUUUAUUUUA
Molecule: messenger RNA, 2069 nt
Organism: Penaeus chinensis
Lineage: Eukaryota; Metazoa; Arthropoda; Malacostraca; Decapoda; Penaeidae
Product: probable cytochrome P450 301a1, mitochondrial
Exons: 11
Coding region: 112-1701 (529 amino acids)
Molecular function (GO): heme binding; iron ion binding; oxidoreductase activity, acting on paired donors, with incorporation or reduction of molecular oxygen
Source: RefSeq, a predicted model, not a curated record